Drosophila montana is the source of this 1905-nucleotide messenger RNA. RefSeq names its product solute carrier family 35 member F5. Gene Ontology annotation, cellular component: membrane. The record is from RefSeq and is a predicted model, not a curated record. Lineage: Eukaryota; Metazoa; Arthropoda; Insecta; Diptera; Drosophilidae. Bases 394 to 1722 code for a protein of 442 amino acids. The transcript is spliced from 8 exons.
UAAUUAGCAACAAUUAAUUAAAUGCAAAUUGCAAAAGCAGUAAAGGGAAAUAUAUAAAACCCGCUGCCCAAGUGAAAUAAACCGUUUAAAACAGUCGCGAGCAGCGCAGUCGUCUGGCCGCUGCAGCGAAGCGCAGCUUGACGAAAGUCUAAAAAGGCCAGCCAUGUCUCCAGCACGGAAGCAAGCCAAAGUCGAUGCGCCAGGCGCGCUUUAAGCCCCAACCAAAUCCAUUGACGACGCAGAGCAAAGUAUCAAAAAUGAAACAAAAAAGUUGGCGGCACAAGCGUAAAUAAUUGAAUUUAUCAAACAAAAACAACAGGCGCACGCGGCGGACAAUAAAACGCAGCGAAAGUAAAUUAAAGCUAAGCGAAAGAAGCGCAGAAUAAGUUGACCAUGCUCGGGCGCACUCAGAAGCUGCUCCUGGGGCUGGCCAUCCUGUUGCUAGUCAACGUUCUAUGGGUAUCCUCCAGCGAGCUGAGCAAGUUUCUCUAUGAGGAUGACAAAUAUGACAAGCCGUUCUUUUGCACAUACUUUAAGACCUCGAUGUUUAGCAUCUAUUUGCUCAUCAUUGGCAUUAUUGCGCCCUGGAAGGAGUCUUGCGAGCGUCAGCAUGGCAAUUAUGCGAUGAUGGAACAGCAUGCCGACGAGGAGAACUACUACACAAGUCAAGCUGCUUUGGGCGAUUCGACAUUUGUGCCCAUACGCGUUGCCAAUCCCAUCAAUGGCGUGCCAUCCGGCACGGAGAGCGAUGAUUCGAGUGGGCGCAGCGUGCGCUUCUGCAAGAUGGCCGAGGUGCGCGAGAUGUCGGCACAUGAGGCGACAGAUGCCCUGAUGGCACGGCUCUCCUAUGCCGCCAGCAUGCGGAUCAGGCGCCAGAAGACGCAUCACAAGACGGCCAAAACGGCGCUGCUUUUCUGCCUGCUCUGGUUUGCGGCCAAUUACUUCUCGCAGCUGGCCCUGGACAUGGACGAGGAGCCGAUGGUGACGCUCAUUAGAUCCACUUCGGCCACAUUGUUCACCAUUUUAUUGGCCGCCUUGUUUCCGUCGGCCAUGGGCGAUAAGCUGACGAUCACGAAGCUAAUUGCAGUCACCAUCAGCAUUGGCGGCGUUGUGGUCAUCAGCAUAAACGAUCUGCACGACUCGAAGAUGACGCGCGGCAUUCUGUUGGCCCUGUUUAGUGCAUUCUUUUAUGCCUCGUACUUGGUGUUUGUUAAGCGAAAAAGCGACACCGAGGAGAAGGUCGACAUUCCGCUCUUCUUUGGCUUUGUUGGUCUCUGGAAUCUGUUGCUGUUGUGGCCCAUUUUCUUUAUACUGCACUUCACCAAGAUCGAAACGUUUGAGCUGCCCAGCCAGGGUCAGUUUGGCCUGCUCUUUCUGAAUGGCUUCAUUUGCACUGUGCUGGCGGUGGCCUUGUGGCUGUGGGGCUGUUUUCUCACCUCCUCGCUGAUCGGCACGCUGACCAUGUCGCUGCAAAUACCGCUAACAAUUGCCUUUGAUGUGCUCCUCAAGCACAAGCCGUACUCAUCUAUGUACUGGAUGGGCUCCGUGGGCUUGGUGAUUGCCCUGCUGCUUGUGGUUUUGCUCAUGCGCAACGAUGAUUCAGAUCCGCUUAUGAAGCUAUUCAAAGUUGUAUAUAGAAAAAUCUGUGGCUGCCAUAAGCCCAGCAUUGUGAGAGUCGCCGACGAUGAGCAACAGGAAUCUCUGAUAAAUAGCAGCGAAUAAAGUCGGACAUCGUUUCCGGAAAGGCUUUUGAAAAACGCGCUUUCUCAACAUUUAAAAAUUGCUCACUGCAAUGCAAAUCCAAACUUGGCUGUUCACGAGUUCGUUUCGAAUCGUUCUUUAAUGUAUAGCGACAAAUAUAUAUAUAUAUAAUAUACAAUAAUAUAUUGUAUGUACGUAGUUGUA